GAGGGAGGGCCGGCCUUGGUAGGCUCAGCCCCCGUCGGUCGUGUUUACAUCCGUCCCGCUCGGGUUCCCCACCGCGGCCUCGCCCGCCCGCCCUCCGCCGCCCCCACCCACUUGCCCGAACCCACCUUCGCUCCCUUCCAGGCCGGGUCAAUGCGGCGUUUUCCGCCGGGCCAUGGACACCAACGACCUGUUCACCAGCUGCAAGAAGGGCGAUGUUUGUCGCGUGCGAUACCUUCUUGAACAGAGAGAUGUUGAAAUCAAUGUCCGAGACAAAUGGGACAGUACCCCUUUAUAUUAUGCUUGUCUCUGUGGACAUGAAGAACUUGUGCAAUAUCUUCUAGCCAGUGGUGCAAAAUGUGAAGCAAACACGUUCGAUGGUGAACGUUGCUUAUAUGGAGCUCUGAAUGAUGCUAUUCGACGAGUGUUGAAGGAAUAUAAGCAGAUCACAGCCAAGUGCAUGAAGAGGGAUUACUAUGAUGCAUUUCUUCAGCGGCUUCUAGAACAGGGUUACCACAGUGACAUUGUUUUUAUUGUUCAUGGGAAGUCUUUCUGUGCUCAUCGAUGUGUACUGGGUGCUCGAAGUGCAUAUUUUGCAGAAAUGUUUGAGACCAAGUGGAAGGGGAAGAAUGUCAUAGCACUGAAACAUCCAUUGAUCAAUCCAGCAGCCUUUAGUUCCCUUCUGCAAUACCUCUAUACAGGAUGUUUGGACAUAGAUGUAGAAUAUGUAAAUGACUGCAAGAGAUUGGCCAAACAAUGUCAGCUCCAAGAUCUCAUUGAAGACUUGGAAACCAAAUGUAAAAAGGUGUAUGAAUUUGUUUCUUCCAAGCCAGGCACCUGUGUAAAGGUGCUUACAAUUGAACCAUCAGGUGAUUCAAGGUUGCAAGAAGACCUCGCUCUGCUAGCAGAGUGUGCCUUGCCAGCUGAAUUCAGGGUAGGUUUUGGAGAGUUGCCUUUUGAUAGCACCGACAGCUUCAGUAGUUAUCCUGAUCUGUGUUUCCGAGUGUCAAAUUACAGUUUCCUGUGUCACAAGGCAUUUUUCUGUGGCCGAAGUGACUAUUUCAAAGCCCUUCUAGAGGACCACUUCUCGGAGAGUGAGGAGCUACAAACCCAGCCCAGUAUCCCUGUGGUGACUCUUCACAACAUUUCAGAGGAGAUCUUCAUCAGAGUUCUAUAUUACAUCUAUAGUGAUGACACAGAGUUGUCUCCUGAAAACGCCUAUGAAGUGCUUUGUGUGGCUGAUAUGUAUCUGUUACCUGGGCUCAAGCGCCUGUGUGGGAGAAUUUUGGCACAGGUUCUUGACGAAGACAGUGUUGUCAGCAUCUGGAAGAUUGCAAAGCUAUUCCAGCUGACCCGAUUGGAAGAUCAAUGCACAGAGUAUAUGGCAAAGAUAAUUGAGAAGUUAGUGGAGUUUGAGGAAUUUGCAGCAGCAGUGAAGGAGAAUGCUGAUGCCGUGGAGGAGCGGCAGGAGACGGACUCUAUUCCUCUUGUGGACGACAUCCGUUUUCAUAUAACCAGCAACGUUCAAACAUACAGUGCCAUUGAAGAGGCUAACCAGAAAUUAGAUGCCCUGGAUAAUCUUUUGGCUAGCAUAGGACUUGAAUGUUAACCUGGGAGAUUUUCUUGUGUCAUUAUAUGAAGUAUCAGUUCAGAAUUCAUUUCUGCAAAGUUCACAUCUUUUUCUCUCUAUUUGAUUUUCCAAUUUCUUUAUGUUUUUAAGUUUCCCUUAUUUUUUAUGUUACUGACUAUUGCAUCUGGAUUAAUAUUCUUUUCUUCUUCCAGGAAACAGGCCCCCAGAAAAACAUGGUUAGGUGUAUGUUACAUUGUUGAGGAAAGAUUUGCAUGCCUUAUGUAACGAAUGUACUGUUUGGCAUACAACCAGUUACUGCAGUCCCAAAAAGUCUAUCCUUUAGAAUAUUGACAUUCCUGCUGGGUAAAGAAGGAAAUGAAAGCUUUUACUGAAUUAUAAGAAUAUGAAGUAGUUGAACUAGAAGCUGAGAUUGCCUGCUGUUAGUCUUACACUCUAAUCUUCCAAAUGUGUACAGCUGGAUCUGAGCAGACCCUCAGUUUUCUAAUCUAGCUGCUUUAUUCAUCAGGUGAUCAAGUUCAUUUAUUUUAUUUUUUUUAAAAAAUCUGUUCUGAUCCUUGAAAUUUUUGUCACCACUAGGUGCAAAUGUAGGUGCAAUGACAAUAAAUAAAUAAAUAAAUAAAUGCACGCCCCCCCCUUUUCCUGCUACAUUGUAGGAGACAUUGAGACAUGGAAGUUUAGCAUAUCUGUAGAUAGUAAUGAUCCUUUGAUUUUAUUAUGCUUGGGGAUUCACUCAAGUGAUUCACAAAUUUUAGCAUGGAGUAUGUAUGUACAAGUGACUGUGUUGUACUUGCAUGAUACCACAAUGGACCGAUGGAACAUUGUUUCCCUUUGCAGUGGAAGCAUAAAUUUGUUUUGUGCAGAUCCCAAUAUUGUGAGGCAAUAGAAGGUAUCAUCUUGCUAACUAGUUCUACCCUUUGAUAUAUUGAAUGGCAGAUGGGAAUAUAUUCACAUGGCAUAGUCUACACAAGGGGUGUCAAGCUCUCGGCGUCACAUUGUCAUCACAUGAUGUAUUGCAACUUUUUCCUCCUUUGCUAAACCAGAGGUGGGUGUGGCCAGCGCGUGACGCAUCUGAUCUGCAGGCCAUUAGUUUGACACCCCUGGUCUACACAGUGCAAUAUUUUAAGGUAUACAUCAUUUGAAUUAAGUCAGUUCACAUUAAAGUCACCUAUGUGAAGGUCUGUAUGAAAAUUUAACAUUCUGUUGUUGGAUGCAGUGAGGUGUGGGUUGUCCAUAUGUACACAGUUCUAAUAUCUACAAUCACCUGUUGAUAACAGGUGUUCUGGCUGGCUCCAUGUAACUGAUUGGCAGGUUUCCUAAUUGAGACUACUGCUGUUUCCCUGUUCUGUAUAUAUUAAAUCUAAGAUAUAUAUAGAUAACUCAUGAGAUUAGUUUAAUUACUAAAUUCAGAACAGCAUACAAGAGACAUAGAGGUGUCCUGAACUACUAUUUGUCAAGUUUUCUACCUGACCUUUCAUAAUCUGCAUCAUCAUGCCAUAUUUACAUGUUGCACAGAAAAAAUAAUUAAGAUUCUGUUUAUUAAGAUCUUUAGUCUGAAGGAAAAAGUGUCCACUACUGUCCAGAUCAUUAUGUUCUUUGUUACUGCCCCCCCUCCCCCCAUUAAUAUAAAUGAUAAAUGGAAAAUGCAUUCUGGCCAUUCAGAGAGUGGGAGGGAUGGGAUGGGAAAUGCAGUAAAUCAAGUACUUUAAUAUAGAAACCAUACAGCCAGGGUUCUGUGUCACCCAACCACUUUAGAAUUAUGUGCUCAUCAUUAGAGAAAUUUGACAAGGAAAAAACUAAAUCCCAUUUGGCUUAUCCUGACUUUAUUAGGCAAUAUUGUUCCUAUACUAUGGUAAUACUGUUAGUGUUACAGCAAUUGCGAUGGUAGAUUAACUUUAGUGAGACAUGAUGUUGGACUCUAGCACAGUUUUCCAUGCACUGAUAACUCUUUACACGUAAGGUCAAGAAGUUGUGUAUUCUUAAUAGUAUGUCAAGGAAAGCACACCUCUUAAAGGAAUUGUGCUUUAUUUAAAAGCAUGUGGAACUACCGUAGUCUUGUUAUUCACAAACCAUAAAUAAAAGCCUGGCCAGCAUCUUUCUUUUCCUGCAUUUUACUAGAAAAAUGAAGGGAACUAAAAUGCUGAAUUUCUUGACGUUUCUUUUUAGCAAAUAUCUUUGGCAAAUAUUAUAGAAUCUUUCUUGUACCAAUUUAUAAGCCUCCUCCAGUGAAUAAGUGGACAUCAUACUGGAAUAAAUCAUAACUUUUUCUACUUCCAUUUUUUAUUUGAAACAGUAAAUUAUUGGAACAAAAACAAAGCACAGUAAGCUUUUUUAUACAUAACAUCCUAAUGUUCUCUUCCUUGCAAGCAUCUAGUUAACAUGAUAUAAGCACAGAAAAUUACUACUGGUAAUUGCUAUUGGUGGUGUGUUUUUGUUUAAAUAAAAAGAUUUUUAAUAAUAUUGUCAAGUGAAGAUCCAGUUAACUUUUAGAUAGGCAGUGAAGGUGGCUGAACAAAGCUUUGUAUAUAGUACUGAGAAUGAUAAGUAAAUUCAGAAUGAAUUACCAGUAUUACUGUGUUUUGAAGCUGCUUCUCAGUACAGCUCCUUGAUGAGCUGUCUCCUUGCUCUGUCUUGUAUUUUGUUGGUUGCCCUUGUAUAAAUCAGAGUUGUGGAUAAAAACAGACUAAUACCUAUUUAACGUAUUGUGAAAAGUCACCUUCCUUAAAUCCAAAGAAGUUAGGAAAACAGUGUAUCUCUAAUUAUUUAUUGUAUAGUCUUCCUGGCUAUUAAUUGAUUGUAAAAAGUUUAAAUGUCAGACUUAUUAUUAUUAUGAACUUACUUUUAACCUGGCCCUCUGUUAUUUAAAAUAAAGAGAAUGUAAAGCUUUUCAGAAUGGCAAUAUAAUUAUAUAUUUAAAAGCUUAAUAUACAAGCAUGUGUGCAGCAAUAAAGAGUCUAUUUCAUUAA
This is a messenger RNA of Pantherophis guttatus, 4551 nucleotides long. RefSeq names its product ankyrin repeat and BTB domain containing 1 (gene ABTB1). Gene Ontology annotation, molecular function: protein binding. NCBI's taxonomy places the organism in Eukaryota, Metazoa, Chordata, Lepidosauria, Squamata, Colubridae. The record is from RefSeq and is a predicted model, not a curated record. Gene Ontology annotation, cellular component: ubiquitin ligase complex; cytoplasm.